AUGUCCGAUAUAAUAGUAUGCCGUACACCUGCCACUACAGACACUGCCCUACGGACCAGCGAUUGUAGGAGUGCCAAGAAAAGGGAGUCUUUGUAUCAACGACGCCAUUCAACCCUCCGAUCCGCAGCGGCUCAUGACGCUUCUAGUCCUAUCAAAUCACCUAAAUUCAUGCGAGAAGCCCCCAUCAUUGCUGAGCUCGAUGACACUUCUCAUAUGUCCGUCAAGCCACAAGUCGACGAAAAUACGACUCCACACUUUGUCUCACACAUAAAUUGGAAGCCAGAUUCCCUACAAGAGAAACAUUGCAAAGAAAUCAUCAGCUACUUUCCAUCAUGGCCCCUAUCGGAAGAAGCGAUACAGGAGACGAUACGGCAGACGCCGACGAAACCUAGGCCAGAUCUUGUCGGGGAUGUGGUGGUGGAAAAACUGGCCGCCAUCGAGGCCUCGAACCGAGAGUUACUUUCUCGCGUCGAGGCAGCUGAAGAGUCGACUCGCAUCCUCCAGGCGCAAAACUCAAGUCUUCAGCGCAAAAUCACUCACUUUACGCGCCACUACAAAUCCAAUUCGCCCCCUCCAAACAAUCGGUCAAGACCGUGUCUCAGCUACUCAGGAACUCAUACGGUGCCUACGACUCGUCAUCGUCCGAGCCCAAGUCUUUCGUUACCCAAGACUACCUUUAGCAGUUUAUCUGAACCCCUUCCGCUCGAGCCAAUAUUAUCCCGGAACCAGCCGAAGAAUGCAUCUCGGGCCAAAACUUCUAGCAAAUCUCUCCCAUCAAACGUUAAUACUCGUAGCCAGUCCCCACCACUACUGCCACAACAAAAUUCCCAGCACGAAAGUGCUACUCAGGCACGACCAAAGCGAAAAGUAACCAACGAAUCCCCGUCCGCGCAUCACAAGGCAACUACAAAAAUCAAUACAGCCGUAUCGCCAACCUUCCAUCCAUCCUACAUGACGCCUCACUCCUCGCCGCACGUCUCACCGCAUGACUUUCAUCCUCUCACCUCGCAUUCACUUAGCAAAAUCUCGAGUCCACUACCCGGCUCGGUUCAGCAUCAUCAGAUCUCAGUCCAGGGCCUGAAGAUGCCCAAUAACACGCUCAAGAUGAUCAGUCUCGAAGAAGCGCGGCGACGGGCCCAUUCUCUCGAUCUCCCGAAUCAAGGGGGUCUGGCACCACCGGCAUCAGUUAACCAAACAAAAAAUAUGAUGGUAGAAGGUGAAAUUCUGAAACUUUGGCAGGAUGGCAUGUCUCGCGACGUUAAUGAUACGGAAAUUCCGGCUGAAAAAAAGAAGAAUCGUCUGCAAGAUCUUUUUCUUGGCCGCAAGCGUCUCUCGCGCGAUGAGCGAUAA
This is a messenger RNA of Blumeria graminis f. sp. triticale, 1350 nucleotides long. The record is from the annotation of a GenBank genome assembly. Lineage: Eukaryota; Fungi; Ascomycota; Leotiomycetes; Helotiales; Erysiphaceae.